Molecule: messenger RNA, 434 nt
Organism: Phragmites australis (common reed)
Lineage: Eukaryota; Viridiplantae; Streptophyta; Magnoliopsida; Poales; Poaceae
Product: RING-H2 finger protein ATL64-like
Exons: 1
Coding region: 19-423 (134 amino acids)
Source: RefSeq, a predicted model, not a curated record
GAUGCUGGCUAUGCGGCCAUGUCCAAAGACGACUACGUGCUGAUCGUCUCCUCCGUGGCCGCGCUCGUCGCACUCUCGGCCGCCACCUUCUUCUGGUCCUGCCGGCGGCAGCGGAGCGACGCGGCUGGCCACGACGUGGAGCUCGGUGGCCGGGGCGCCGCGGGGCUCGACGAGGCCGUCUUGGCCGGGUACCCCACGCUGGUGUACUCGUCGCCUCCGCACGAGGAGGACGAGGAGGACUCGGGCGCUGGCGACACGGCGCGAUGCGCUGUGUGCCUGGUGGACUACGCCGACGGCGACGAGCUCCGACUGAUGCCGGACUGCCGGCACUCGUUCCACCAGCGGUGCGUCGACCAGUGGCUGCGGCAGCGCCCCACCUGCCCGGUCUGCCGGGCGCCGCCGCCGCCGCCGAGGAGGAGCUAGCAACCGGCAGC